Molecule: messenger RNA, 1030 nt
Organism: Oppiella nova
Lineage: Eukaryota; Metazoa; Arthropoda; Arachnida; Sarcoptiformes; Oppiidae
Source: the annotation of a GenBank genome assembly
GUUUGCUUUGCAUUACGUUUGCAUUCAUUGAUAGCAUAAAUGCCUAAUCUUUUGUGUGUUUCACUCAAACCCAAGCAUUCAUUGCAUUCAUGGACUCAAUGUUUGUGUUUAUAAAUAAUAAUUAAUAUUUUGCUGUCAAUCGCCGUUUCUGGAUAUCACUACACCAUCGGUGGUUACGUUUGGAUCACACUAUUGUCACCACUGAAUGGUGCGCUCAACACAUAUGUCCUGAUGAGUGAAAUAUCUGAACAUUUGUCUGAAUGUGUAAAAUGAGAGCCAAAGAGAGGGCAAAAUGAGUCAAACAUUGCAUACGUUUUCGUGAAUGUGUGCUCUCGUGAAGACUACUCCCGAGGAAUAGGUCGCUCAUCUGUGCGCUCAUCCACUGACAGCUAAUCCCUUAACUCAAGAGUUCAUUGAUUGUGUGUAUUGUUUGCUUUGGCACUCUUUGGACAAACUCUUAGCGCAAAGAUAAUCAACAGUUGUUUGGAUUGGAAAACAACACAAAUAUGCUUUCGUUGGACACAAACAAUGGACUGAAGUGUUGGUCACAAGUGUGGCACCAAUGAGGAUGUGUUGCCGGACAGGACCACCACUACCACCACUGGCACACGUGAUGUCUGUGUGGACGGUGUUUGUGUACCUCGUGAUGAAUGCGGUGAUCGACGGCAGUACGAGUGCCCGACUGCCGGACAUCUACUGGAACUCAUCCAACCCUAUAUUCCGAAUCGAUAACACGGAUCACAUAAUCGACGUGAACCGGGGUAACGUAGCCUACGAGUACGACCAGGUGAACAUUGUGUGCCCCAUGUACUCGAAGGGCACCCGGGAGGACGACAUCGAGACCUUCAUCAUCUAUAAUGUAUCUAAAGAGGAGUACGACUCGUGUCGUAUAACCAAUUCGGCGACCGCCCGAACCAUCGCUGUCUGUGAUAAACCAUUUUUGAACCGAUAUUAUACGAUUACAUUCAGACCAUUCACUCCACAACCGGGUGGCCUGGAGUUCAGCGGGCCUGUCCUGAUGAUGAAAUAG